UGUGCUGAAUAUGGUUCUACAACGUUAGAUGGUGUACCGUCCGGGGGGCUUGUUACAGUGGUACAGAGCGACAAUAGUGUCCACUCACCCCUCGGACAACACUUCGGCUGGACAGAAGAGAGGGCGCUGCCAAGUGAAAUCGAGUCACGAUCCGUCAAAGGCGUUGCUGAGGCUGACCUCCUUGUCGGGCGAGGCAGGGAAGAGGAUGAGGCCACGCCCUGCCUGCAAAAUGGGCAGGCUGGGCUGAAAAUCCGUCUUGACGAGGCCGCAUGA
Protopolystoma xenopodis is the source of this 273-nucleotide messenger RNA. The record is from the annotation of a GenBank genome assembly. Lineage: Eukaryota; Metazoa; Platyhelminthes; Monogenea; Polystomatidea; Polystomatidae.